CACCUACACUCGACAUAUGCAAGCAUUCGGUACUACUGCUAGAGGAGUGGAGAAGAUCGAAGAAAGCAACACCUCGAUACUCAGGAGGCCUGUGACCCUUUUCCAGUUGCUGCGUCAUUUGCAGAAAGGCAGGCGCUGGGAUCUCGAGGUUUUCGAGCUACUGCGGGUUUGUGAAAACGCAGCGCAACUGACGCAAGGACACCGAAAGGUUCUUGACGCAGAUGUAACACUAUCGGAGUACCUUCUCUUGUGGGCGUCGUUAUCCUCCUCCCAGUCGACGAUGUUGAAGACUGGCUGUUCGUUCGAUGAACAACUAGGCAAGAAGACGGCGACGCAAGUACGAGACCAGUUACCACAUCGCGCGCAGUUAGCUUCCUUGGUGUGCGCAGAAGUCGCCGAUCGGAAGCUUGAUGGUAAGAAUAGCAGGACGAAGACAAGCUUCAGCAGCAGUAGUCGUAGCACCUUCCUUGGCCAAGCACUGCUUCAAAGGGUCGAAAAGCUCAGUAAUUUCGAAGUCACAACAUCGAGCCCGCGCGCCAGUACAGACGAGAACUUGCGCGGGAAGAGUUCGACUGCAAAAGUUGGUGUCCCAACGAGAAGUACAUCUGUAGGUGGCUACAACAGUCGCGAAGACGGAAAACGGGAUGACUAUAGAAACUCACGCAACAGGAAAAUCAAAGAAGUACUCGACGAAUCUUCUGUACUUGGAGCAGUUGUCGCACCGUCACCAACAGACCAUAAUGAUGAAAUAGAACAAACUGGUGCUGUUCUCUCCAAGAAAAAUCCAUCUCCUGACUCAAAAGCCACUUACGUUGGUGGAAUCAUUCUCGCUUCGAGGCCCAAGGGUGGGCGCAAAGCUUUUGCUCGAACCGCAGAGGGCAGAGUUGCAUACGACACGCAACAUUUCGCCAUCCACGACCCAAAGGCGGAAUCGAACCACAGUAAGAUGGAUCGCUCUGCGACCAUCUUGGGGACGAAGCGUCGGCAUGUCAAUAACGAAUCCAGCAGAGAGGUCAUUAACACUAAAGAUGUGGAUAUAUUACAGUCAACAUCGUCGAACUCGAAACUGCCGUCGCCGUCAAUACUUGCAGAUGCAGCAGUAGGCAAUAGUCCUCUUCCGCCGAGCGGCGCAAGUAGAAGACAGGAGGGCGAGAACGGAAGCUCGUUGCUGUUACCCUCUGCUACGUCUUUCGGCGGUGCUGCGGGUUUCGCUGACCUAUUCGCAUGCGUCGAUAGAGGAGGCAGAGAUACGCCAGAAGAUGUUGGAAUAGAGCCCUCAACGUCUUCGAAAGAAGGCCCCUUAUUCACGUUGGCGGUGGAAGGAGAUGAUGCCACAACAGCGGAGGGCGAUGCCGACACAGUUUCUGCAGGAGAGUCCGACGAAAUAAGUAGGAGGAACUCUUCCAUCGACGGAGAUGAAAAUAGCACUGUAGGAAGCUCAUGCUCAUCGGAAGAUGCUGACAUCGACGGCGACGAAGUAGCAGCCAUAGUAAAACGUCCAGGGGCUGGAGGUAGAACGCAAGGGAGCGCAUUGCGCGACAAACAGCAGCGCAAAAAGGCGCGCGGGCAGAGGAGACUGCGUGUGGCAUUGGAUGAACAGGUUGCUGAGAACAAGAAAUUCAAGGAAGAACGACGGCAAAAGGAGCAGGCCUCGCUUUUAGACGGGGAUGAAGGGCAAGGUGACGAAAAGGUUGCUGAAAAAAAUCGGAAUAUCCUCGGACAGCCGUUGAGUCGGCCUAUGCGCGAACUGCAAGCACGCAACAUGCAACUCGAGCAAGAAGCACAUGUAGUGGCAACCCAGAAGGCGGAAACGGAAGCUGCGCGUCUAGACUGGCGGCGUCGACGACUGGAGUUGAGGCACCAGAGGAACGAUGCCUUAGAGGCCAUUCGCGUAGAGGAAGCCAUGCUAAUGCGCUUAGGAGGAGUGCUUCCGACACCGACGCAGCUAGCUGCCCAUUUCGAGCGGGAACAGAGCAGGUCGUAUGGCAUGCGAGAUCUUGAUGAUCCUUUGCUGCGGCCUCCAUCAUAUGGUAAUAUGCCAAAUGCGGUCGAGGUACCAGUGGCCGACAAGAACAUAGAAGCUGCUGAUAAACCUACUAGUACUGCGAUGAAAUCUUCAGAGGACGUUGAUGAGCUGCAUAUUCCGAGUAUGGUGCCAAAUGUCACUAGUCACUCAAAUGCUGAGACUGCAGUCGCUGUGCAACGCGUCCGAGCGAAAAAGAUUGACAUCGCUGCCGUACGUGCCAGCACGUCAGCACGCAGUCUGUUGCAGGCUUCUUACGAGCGUGUGCUAGCUUCGUGUGCCGUCAUUGCUCAACGUGAAGAUCUCAGUGCUAAGAAUCUCGGUGAAUCCACGUCUGCAGUUGAUCUCGAACCGGAUCCGGAACCGGAUCAGAGCAUGCAGGGGACAGCGAAACUACCACAAGGUAUCGACACACAAGUAGAGGAUGUUCGUGACAUCGCCGAAGAAGAUGUCCUCGACGGAGGUUUUGUUUCUUCCGCGUCUGACGGAGAUCAUGUAGUGCUUGGUAAUCGCGGCAGCGAAAGCGAAGUCGAACAUGCAGCUUCCGUAAAAAAGCAGCACAACAUCAUGGAGGUGAAGACGAAGAAGAAAUCUUUGCACCCUACAACACGAAGACGGCAGAGUGAUAAGCGUGUUCAGAGUCGAAUACUGGCGUAUCGAAAAGUUUCUCAGCGACAUUUGCUGGCGGAUCGCGUCUUUGUCGCGGCAUAUGACCAGAGUUUCUCCAGAUCGCAAGAAAACGAAGAGGUCGUCCAGUCGAACAUGAAGAAUUUGACAGAAGAUGCGCACCGCGUCAUUAGUUUAGCGCGCACGGACGCUUCGAGCCUGCCGCGCUGUGUUGCUGCAUUCGUUGCACGUGCUUUGUCCAGAAAAGCGCAUCAAUUCGAUGGUGACGAUGCACUUGCAGAUGCGCUGAGUUCCUGGCUUGGACCGUUGGUGGGAGGUUGUCAUAGAACGAGCAACAACAGUCCUGCAGGCAUUGUUCGUCUCCAGCUAAUGCGGCCUGCAGCUGCUCUAAACCGGCACGCGCGAAGGCCGGGAACUAGUGUGCCGCAACCAGGCAGUUCGGAAGUCGACGAGGACGCUCUUGCGCAAACCUGGAUGCAUAUCUUUGGCAGGACGUUGCUUUCAACAUCUUCAGUUUCGGACAGGGACCCGUCCAAAGGUUGGAACAAUACGUUUGACCAGCCUCAGGAGGACUUUUUUCUGGAAGAUCAGCAGGAUUUUUCUGUCACCAACUACACCAGCACCACAGCUCCUACAGCUUCACACGGGUCAAGGUCAACAACUUCGCGCCAGAUGUCACUGCUGCAAACGUCUUCUUCAAAUGCUCCUUCGAGUUCGAUUUCACACAUUUUUAGGACUUCAGUAGUUCUUUUACCAGUGCCAACCACUCCAGUACCUCGUAGCAUUCUGAGUUCUGUGUUUCGGCUCAUGUGUCAAGUGAAGAUCGCAAAGAACGAACUACGGACACUCUGGCUUUUGUUGUGUAAGGGCUCUUUAUUUGGGCAUUGUUUCACACCUUUGCGAAGUUCUUCUCGUGGACAAGAUUUCGUGCGCUCGCUCGUGUUGAAACUAGGCGCUCUCCGGCAUCAUAUGCAGUUUUUCGCGGACCGACUCGAAGAAUACCUGGUCUUCGACGUGUGGAGCGAGUCUUUAUCAGUCUAUCAGGCCAAGGUACGCACAGCAGUUCGAAGACGCUCUUGCGCUAUUAACAUCGCAUUUCAUGGGGCUAAACAAGAGGACACUAAGCAGAAGAGAACACGUGGCAGAAGACACCUUCAAGCGGAAACAAGAACAUCAAAUUAUAUGUCGACGUCCUUCAGAAAAUCAAAAUCUUCCUCGUCCGAUGAAAGGAAAUCUAUCUUCACCCCUCUUCCUCUCGCGCUGGAAAGGUCGGCGCCUGUUCCGCUGGAAAUCGAAUGCGCACAGUUUGAGGGCGACUUCUUUCGUGAGAUUGGCGACAAAAUACUACAUGGUACUCCUACUCAUCAGACACAUCAUGGGUCGUCCUCGUCGUGUCUCUUUGACGCCAUGUUGAAGUUAAUUACGCGUCUUCGCUUCCUCAUCGAGAAAGUGCGGUCCGAGAGCGAACUUUUACGCGGGUCGCUACUGUACCAACUGAAAGAAAUCGAUGCAGCCUUUCACCGCCACAAGAAGGAGCUGAAGGCAAAGCUGCGCGGGCGCGAUGGCGGACGCAGGUCUUGGUUGUAGCAGAGAUGGAUAUAUUGGGUGUAGAGGUGAAGGGGUGGAUCCUGAAUUCACCAUUCUCUGUGAUCCUGGUUGAGAAAGAAACUUGAACUUGGCUUUGCUUCUACGAUUUCGAAAGCACCACUAACUGUUAUAAUAUCUUCGAAGAUCAAUCACAAUCGAUUAUACAACUAUCCAGUAUAAAAAGCUGUGGUCCGAAAU
Molecule: messenger RNA, 4435 nt
Organism: Amoebophrya sp. A25
Lineage: Eukaryota; Dinophyceae; Syndiniales; Amoebophryaceae
Source: the annotation of a GenBank genome assembly